Molecule: messenger RNA, 3576 nt
Organism: Amoebophrya sp. A25
Lineage: Eukaryota; Dinophyceae; Syndiniales; Amoebophryaceae
Source: the annotation of a GenBank genome assembly
CUCAACAGCCGCAACUCCAACCUCUUCUCCAUCCUCAAAGCUUCGUAAAACUCCAAGACGUGGCGGCAAUGUUACGCCAGCUGCGUCGACCUCGCCACGCACACGCGAAGAUGUUUUCGGUGACCGUGGUCGCGUUGUGUUUUCCAAGAGCGACGAUGAAGAGAUGGAGGACACUGUAGAAAUUCAGAAAAACCGGUCUCGUCGGAAUCUUCUUUUAUUAUGAGAGUAAGGUUGGGGCUUACGCUUAGGUCCAGCGGCGCUCAAAGCACUAAAUAAAACAACCGGUUAGUUUUCACAGGGCUAAUGAUGCAGCAUACAAUUAUUACCUCUAGAGACUUAGCCCUUCCAACAAUAUGAGUGUAGGGAAUUAUGGAUCUCCCAAGUCAUCUGGAAGACCAAGAAUAUGAGAAGAAAAAGGCAGCUGCUAGAUGUUGAUCUGUGAAGAGAUGCAUUAGCUAGUAAACUACCUCAAGCUCAACUACCUCUAAUUUUAGCGCGCGCAGGUCAGGGUAGCCACGUGAAGGCUAGCUACGUCAAAGCCUCAAAUUUGUUGUCAAAGCAGUACCUUGUGGAUCUGCGCAGUUCUGGCCGAGACGGCAACACGAUUGAGGAAUUUUCGCGCUACUUGGGGGAUCUCAGCAAACACGUAUUGCAGCAAGGGACGAACAAGAUGAUGUUGAACAGUGCUGGACAUCAGCCAGGUAGUUCAUCAUCUUCACAGCAACAUGCGUCUGCUCUGAGUAAGUUGAGCGAGCUAUUGGGUGGUGGCUCUCGUCUCUCGCGCUCAGCACGUCGUUCCACUGCAGUUGAUAGCCGUCGAGCUCGUCGCAUUUCCCUCUUUGACGAGACCGCAACAGCAGCCGCUGUGACUGCAGGUCAGUUAUGGGAACAGGGCGGUGGAGGGCAACAAUUUAUUGGAGGACAAGAUCAAGAAUUAAUAGCACAUGAAGCGCAAAGUAGUACAACAACCACGAGGACUCUUGACGUUGAGAUGCUGGAGACCACAGACGAAAAGGUUCUCGAACCAGGAACUACAGAAACAUCUUCAAGGAAAAUAUCCUUGUCCACAUCCAUCAAGAAUACUCAACCUUCAAGUUGUCCACAUCAAGCUUCUAAUCCUGUGCCAGUCGUCAAAAAUAAAUGGGAUCGUCUUUCUCUCCUAGACAAGGAAUUGCUCCAUGCUUUACUUCUCUCUGCGAUUGAACAUUCGCGGGCUUCUGACCGGAAAAUAGAUGGCGACGCAGAAUCUCUGUUUUUAAACGCGACAACGGGAGGCUCUCCAAAUAGUGCUGCCUCAAACCUGGUACUCGAACAAGCUGGUCAUCAAUCUCCCUCGAAUAGAGGAAAUACAACUAUGCUCAGCAUGAUGCAGUUGUCGGCGACAGGGUCACCAGGAGCAACUACUGCGAAAAGCUUUUCCACUCGACCCGGCAAAAAGGGUGGUACUGCCUCUCCAAAUCAACAUGGAGGAAGGUUGCGAGGCCUUCUAACGGGAUCAUCUCCUUCAGAAGGAUUGUCGCUAUUCACCGAUGAGCACAACGACAACGUCCUCGACUCUCCAACAGCAUCAGGUGGAGCCCCUAAUAGAAGUCCAACCAGCCCAAGUGGUUUAGGUUUACAACUUGCAAGAAACGCGUUGACGAACCUCCGUUCUGCCGCAUCCCGCAUGAAAAAUAUGUCCGAAAGGGAGGCACAGUUGUGGAACGCACAGCGCGCACGUAUGAGAAAGCAGCUGCGCGAUCAACUUUUUGGCAUGGGUCAGAAACUAAAGUUUAACACCCUUUUGCUUAGACAGUUCGGUGACGAUGUGGAUAGGAUGGUCUCGCAAUUGUCGGAAGAUGAGAAGGAGGAGGAAGAGGAAAAACAAAGACAAAGACUCCUUGUUGUAGAAGAAGAAGAAAGAAAACACGGGCCGAGGAUCGGUGGACCACACGAUCAUGACAAAGAACAAGGUCGUGGAAGUGUAAGACUUAAUGCAGCAGCAGCGGAUCCUCUUUCUGAUCGUGAUCCUCAGCGUACAACUACUAAAACGAAUGUCAAAUUUAUUGACAACGUUGAUGAUUUAGUUGACCACCUUGAUGCCCUAGCCGCGUCUCCUGCAGCUUCUUGUGAAAGUAGCAAAAUCAAAAAUCGACGCAAGUCCGUAGCUUUUGUAGUUGACGAAGGAGAAGAGGUGCAGAUGAAAUACGAAAAAGAUGAGAAGAAAAAUGAACAUCUCCAGCCCCGCACAGCGACUACAGAAGCACAUCAGCUGACCGAUACUGUUAAGACAUCAGCAAUUCCACCAGGCGGCACAUCUGAUCCUUCUGGUCCAUCCUCUCCCUCACCCAAUAAAAAACGCCGCAAGAGUUCACUCAAAAUUGCUGCUAGUGGACAACAGACUGCGACGACAAUGCUCACUCUGAGAAGACCACAAGGUGGAGGCCCGAUGAAUUUUAACAGCAGUAAGAGAAGAACAAGUAUUACAGCAGCAAGAGCCGCACAAGCUGAUCCUUCUAUGGUCGAAUUGAAUAUCGGUGGAGCAGGCAAGCUGCUGAGUAUUAAACCAACUGCAGGAGCAACACCAGGUGCAGAUAGAACACCUUCGUCUAAAGAAAUUGUUGGAGAUGAGCAUAACAAGAAGAAUAAUCUACCUCCAAGCUUAGUGCCACUUUCAAAUUCCUCAUCAUCAAAAUCAAAUGCAGCAGAAGCAGGUUCCUCCAACAUGUCUUCUGACGCUCUCUGGCUGGCUUUACAACAGAAUACUCCGAGAGGCGAGCGGAAAAUCUCUCUGAGUGAAAUCGAACAUGUCGACUACGUCAUGGAUCAUCAUGCUGGAGGUGCCACCAGAGACCACAGACACGAAAUUCUUCAUCCCAUGGAUACUAACUUGCUGGGGGUUAAUAGUGGAAAGAAGAAUUUUCAUUCAUCUGAGGACAAGAUUGUAAAGAGUGAACUUGUCGACACGAUCAUGCGGCAACAACAUCUUGUUUCUGGUGCUAGUGAUGUUGGGCCAGCAGGUGGAGGUAGGCGUGGAUCGGAGCAAAAUAUCCAUACCUCUGCGCGGAGAAAAUCAAGGGACUCGAGAAACCAUCUGCAACUCACCGGAUUUUCGUUGGGGAGUGAAGCGAACAAGAAAUGAUUACUUUAUGAACCAAGAACAAGAAAUUAUGAAUUUGUUUUAUACCGUAGUUACCGUUACCGAUCAUACACUUGAUAUUGCACCAUUAACAGAAAAGAGUUUUUAUCGUUUCAUGUGCGUACUUAGUUCAUCUGUCUAUAUCUUUAAGUAGUCUCCAAAAGAUUUUGCAAAGCAAGUAAGCUUUUUUCACAAGUAUUUCUAGUUACCUUCAUUGACAGUGUUGCAAAGAACAUCCCAAGAAAAAAAGAGUUUUCUAGUCUGCUGCAAAGAGUAAAUAUGAGACGCUGAUACCGAUUACCGAAUUAUCCGCAUUCGCUGCAAAUGAUACCGAUAUGUUGAAUGAUGAAAGAAACACCCAAAUCUACUACUUUCGAUGCCAACAUCGAAUCAGCCUAAAAGUGAAGGAGCCACAAUGUGAAUAUCGAUGAAUUACUUAUACUGGGUCGGAGGAAUAC